AUGAGUUCUCCCCUCGCCUCGGAGUUGACUGAGUUGGCGGCGCCGCGCCCGGGCUUCCGGCUUUCGGCGCCCCACGCGCUCGCUGCUCGCGGGGCUGCAGCCCACGCCCGCGGCCCGGGCUUUGCCCGCCGCGCCGGGGAGCCGAGGCUCCAGAGCUCCUGUCCCGGCUCCAGUCCGGGAAAAAGGAGGGCUGUCCCCUGGCCGAGGCGCACGGCCGCGCGCUUUUCCCGCACUCUCCGCGGCCGGAUCUGUCUCUCCAUGGCGUCUCAUCAGCAAUCCCGGAUCCAGGCUUACCUGGAGAAGAACAAGAUCGGUCCCCUGUUUGAGGAAUUAAUGACCAAAUUAAUAACUGAAACACCUGACCAGCCAAUCCCAUUUCUCAUUGACCAUCUUCAGUCUAAACAAGGAAACCGCGGACAACUUCAAAGAACUUUAUCUGGAUCUGCAGCUCUCUGGGCAGAAAGUGAAACAUCAGAACAUAAAGGAACAAGAAGGGAUUUCAGAAGUUAUGAUAAGCCUUGGCAAUUAAAUGCAAAGAAGCCUAAAAAGUCAAAAAGUGACCUUGCUAUGUCUAACAUUUCUCCACCAUCACCAGAAUCCAAAUCAUUGCCAAGGUCAGUAGAUCAUCCUAAGUGGAACUGGCGAAUUAAACCAGAAAGCCGUGAUUUUGAUGAAUUGAACCACAUCCUUCAAGAGAGCAAGAAGCUGGGAAAAGCCCUUGAGAAUCUCUCUCGAAGUAUUGCAAUUUCAGAUGAACUCGAUAAGGAAACAGUGGCGUUUAAUUCUUCUCUUCUGAGACCCCGUGUGAUUGGAGAAUGGAUUGGUCGAGAAGAGAAUGAUGCUGACCCACUAGCCGCUGAAAUGCUACAGCCCCCAGUUCCAAGAAGUAAAAAUGAACAAUGGGAAAAUGAAGAUAAUAGCUCUAGCCCUGCAGGAAGCUUAAAGGUGGAGCCCAAGACUAAAGGAUUAAAACAACAGCAACAACAACAUAAGAAACUUCUGGCAGCAAUGCUCUCUCAAGAUUCUUUUGAGUCUCUCCACAGCCCUACCCCAUCUGUAACAGAAGAAGAUAUUGAUAAUGAAGAUGAUGCAAUGGAAUUGCUGGAGGAUCUUGAUGAUUUAAGAAUGGAGGGAGUAACUACCCUUGUACCUUCUGGGAGCAAAUUUAACCAAGGUCGUGCUACUCACCCUGCUGAACCUCAGGCCAAGGUCACACUGAACAUCUGUUCAAGGUGUGCCAGGCUUCAAGGAGACAACCUGGCAGAAAGGAUGGAGGAAACUUCACAAGCACUUCAUUCUCCAGAUGAAAUACCAGAUUCUUUGGAUUCUUUACCCGGGACUGAAGAAGCACUAAUGGAAGAGGGUGAAGAAUUUGAGAAAGCAUCUAAAUUAAUAGGACCUGGAGAAGCCUCCAGUGGAGGACAGUCACUGAAAAACUACAUGGAAGAAGAUGAAUCUUUAAAGCAAUUGCAAGUAGUUCAUCAGCCAUGGAUCUUGCCAAGUGACACAGAAAGUGAAGGAGUAGAAGCAGAACAAGAUAAACGUUCUGCUGAUCUUCUCCUUUGUGUUCCAUGCUCUUCUUGUCCUACCCUGGUCUACUCUGGUCUGUGAAGCAGGCAGAAGUUGCAGGUGGUCCUUAAAGAAAUUGCAAUUAUUCAAAUCCUUAUGUAUAGUUCUAAUUUUAUUUACUAUGUGUCAUCAUUUAGAGAAUGGUUAUUUUUAUAAUAUCAAUAAUAAACAAGUACUCUUGUAACCAGGGGGUGCCUAAAUGUGUAAUCAGAGAACACUAACCCUGGCAAAGGAUUCUGGGGUGGUCAGGAUGUCUGCUGCCUUUUGACAUGGUUAGUGUCCUGGGUUUAGAUUACUUUAUACCUAGUUAUUAGGAUUACUAUUUGAUACAUUAAAUAUUGCCUGAUUCAAA
Messenger RNA from Odobenus rosmarus divergens (Pacific walrus), 1921 nucleotides. RefSeq names its product chromosome unknown open reading frame, human C8orf34 (gene CUNH8orf34). Lineage: Eukaryota; Metazoa; Chordata; Mammalia; Carnivora; Odobenidae. The record is from RefSeq and is a predicted model, not a curated record.